This is a messenger RNA of Kickxella alabastrina, 492 nucleotides long. Its product is annotated as DNA-binding protein hexbp. The record is from RefSeq and is a predicted model, not a curated record. The annotation marks the transcript as partial. Gene Ontology annotation, cellular component: cytoplasm. Lineage: Eukaryota; Fungi; Kickxellomycota; Kickxellomycetes; Kickxellales; Kickxellaceae. Gene Ontology annotation, biological process: positive regulation of cytoplasmic translation. Gene Ontology annotation, molecular function: zinc ion binding; single-stranded RNA binding; translation regulator activity. The transcript is spliced from 2 exons.
UGCUACAAGUGUGGAAAACCCGGACACAGGCUUAGCCAGUGCGAGACCGAGGAGAAGCCCACCCAGUGCCAUAACUGCCAGGAGGUUGGUCACAUCGCUCGCGAGUGCCCCACCAACGUCGAGGGUGCCCCCCGUGUUGAGACCCGCGACUGCCGUGUCUGCGGCCAGAUUGGCCACAUCGCUCGCGACUGCCCCGAGAGUGACGGCGCUGCCGCUCCUCGUGCCCCCCGUGCCCCCCGUGCCGAGACCCGCGACUGCCGUGUUUGCGGCCAGAUUGGCCACAUCGCUCGCGACUGCCCCGAGAGUGACGGCGCUGCCGCUCCUCGUGCCCCCCGUGCCCCCCGUGCCGAGACCCGCGAUUGCCGCAUCUGUGGCCAGAUUGGUCACAUCGCCCGUGACUGCUCCGAUAACACCGGUGCUGCUGCCCCCCGCGCUGACACCCGUGACUGCCGCAUCUGUGGCCAGAUUGGCCACAUCGCCCGCAGCUGCCCC